GGGGUGUUUAUCUCCCACAGGCAGCUGAGCUGCCUGCCUUUUCAUGAGCAGAGCAGUGGAAUGCGGUGGAAGAGACCCAGACCUCCGGCCACCCAGAUUAGAGAGUUUUGUGCUGAGGUCCCUAUAUGGUUGUGUUAGACUGAACGGAGGGCUGAAGCCUGUCUUUGUUCCUUGUUUGGGAAGCAAGUGGGAGGGGAGCAGACCAAGGAGCUAUAUAACCCUUCAGCGUUCAGCUUCCCCGAACACCAGCCAGAGGAGAGGAGCCCAGCCGAGCACUUUCAGGGACCCUGUGUCGCAGCUCCAGCCAAGAUGUGUGAAGAAGAGGACAGCACCGCCCUGGUGUGUGACAAUGGCUCUGGGCUCUGUAAGGCUGGCUUUGCUGGGGACGAUGCUCCCAGGGCUGUUUUCCCGUCCAUUGUGGGACGUCCCAGACAUCAGGGGGUGAUGGUGGGAAUGGGACAAAAAGACAGCUACGUGGGUGAUGAAGCACAAAGCAAAAGAGGAAUCCUGACCCUGAAGUACCCGAUAGAACACGGCAUCAUCACCAACUGGGACGACAUGGAGAAGAUCUGGCACCACUCUUUCUACAAUGAGCUUCGCGUUGCCCCUGAAGAGCAUCCAACCCUGCUCACCGAGGCACCCUUGAACCCCAAAGCCAACCGGGAGAAAAUGACCCAGAUCAUGUUUGAGACUUUCAAUGUCCCAGCCAUGUACGUGGCUAUUCAGGCGGUGCUGUCCCUCUACGCCUCUGGACGUACAACUGGCAUUGUGCUGGACUCUGGAGAUGGUGUUACCCACAAUGUGCCCAUCUAUGAGGGCUAUGCCCUGCCCCAUGCCAUCAUGCGUCUGGACCUGGCUGGCCGAGAUCUCACCGACUACCUCAUGAAGAUCCUGACCGAGCGAGGCUAUUCCUUCGUGACCACAGCUGAGCGUGAGAUUGUCCGGGACAUCAAGGAGAAACUGUGCUAUGUAGCCCUGGACUUUGAAAACGAGAUGGCCACUGCUGCAUCCUCCUCUUCCCUCGAGAAGAGCUACGAGCUGCCUGACGGGCAGGUGAUCACCAUCGGUAACGAGCGGUUCCGCUGCCCAGAGACCCUGUUCCAGCCCUCGUUCAUCGGGAUGGAGUCUGCUGGCAUCCAUGAAACCACCUACAAUAGCAUCAUGAAAUGCGAUAUUGACAUCAGGAAGGACCUCUAUGCUAACAACGUCCUGUCCGGGGGCACCACCAUGUACCCCGGCAUUGCCGACCGCAUGCAGAAGGAGAUCACGGCCCUGGCGCCCAGCACCAUGAAGAUCAAGAUCAUUGCCCCUCCCGAGCGCAAAUACUCUGUCUGGAUUGGCGGCUCCAUCCUGGCCUCUCUGUCCACCUUCCAGCAGAUGUGGAUCAGCAAACAGGAGUACGACGAGGCCGGGCCCUCCAUCGUCCACCGCAAAUGCUUCUAGAACACUUCCCUGCUCUCUGUCUGUAGCACACACUGUGAAUGUUUUGUGGAAUAAUGCCUUCAAUUCUUUUCCAGAUCAUUCCUAGCCAAAGCUCUGACUUGUUACCUAUGUGUUUUUUAAUAAACCUGAAAUAUGUUACCUGUAA
Orcinus orca (killer whale) is the source of this 1588-nucleotide messenger RNA. RefSeq names its product actin alpha 2, smooth muscle (gene ACTA2). Lineage: Eukaryota; Metazoa; Chordata; Mammalia; Artiodactyla; Delphinidae. Bases 310 to 1443 code for a protein of 377 amino acids. The record is from RefSeq and is a predicted model, not a curated record. The transcript is spliced from 9 exons.